GUUGGAGCUCCUGUGAGUCGACAGAGCGACAGGAAAGCAAAAUGGCGGAUGAAGAUGUUACGCUGGAUGGUAAAUCGCUACAAUCGCUCCGUGUGGCGGAUUUGAAAGCCGCUUUGGAGCAUCGACAUCUCCCUAAAAGCGGGGCGAAAAAUGCGCUCAUUAAGCGACUGAAAGGGGCUCUGAUGUUGGAAAAUGUUAAGAAGACUUCCACUUCCCACAUUGGGCUCCAGCCCAACUCCCAGAUUGGGGAGGAGAUGAGCCAGAACAGCUUCAUAAAGCAGUACCUGGCUCAGCAGCAGGAGCUCCUCCGCCACAGGCUGGAGAGAGAGGCCCGGGAGGCGGCAGAGGCCGAUGCAGGGGAAACAGGCCCGGAGGAGGAGGAGGAGGAGGACGACGACGACACAGAGCAGGACAACGACAGUGCUUCCUACCACCCUGACAAGCAUCGCCCCAUACCCUCCCAGCCCCCACUGACCCGGGCCGAGGAAGAGGAAGGAGCUGGAGGGCCAAUGAUGAUGGGGCAAGGAAUGAUGUCUCGUAGACCACACUUUGGCCCAGGCUCCGUGCCCCAGGAAUCCCCUGACGCCCCUGGAUCCUGGAUGCAGCAGCGUCUCUCACUCCACACUGGCCUCCGCCACGAGGAGCCCACCACCCCCUCACCGCCCCGCGCUGUGGCCUCCCUGUCUGUGCGUGUCCUGGGGGACCCAGAGCGCCAGGGCCUGCCACCCUCCAUGCCCCCCCGCGUCCAGGCCCAGGAGAAUGAAGGCACCGCCCCGGCGGAUGACGACCGACCCGCCCACUAUGUGCUCCACCUCAGCCGCUCCGCUCGGGCAGCAGCCAGCGCCGGGGGUAACCGCGUCCAGGAAGACAGCGAUGAUGAUGACAGCAGUGAGGAGGACGAAGAUGAGUGGGGACCUGCGGCGGGGGCAAGGAGAGGUGGCGGAGGAAGAGGAGGACGUUCCCCUCCUCGGCCCCAGCAGCCUUCCCCCAGCGUCCCAGUGGGCCGAGAGAGGUCCAGACGCAAGCUCCAGCCUCCGCAACACAUCCCACCUCAGCAGGUAGUACACCAGCCCCCCAUGCAGCUCCGCCAGCCCACCCCGCCCCCCUCUCCACCCCCAGAGCUCUCCUUUCCCCUCCCCGACACCCCCAAGCAGAGCCCGCCCGACAUGGAUGAAGAGCCAGAAGGAGCAGGGGCUGGGGUAGCCGUCCACUCCCCUCCAGGUGGCCUCCAGAGGCAGGACUCCGACUCCAGCUCCCGCUCCAGCAGCCCAGAGCCCCUGGCCCAGCGGCGGCCUGGACCCCUCUCCCUGCUCGCCCGCAAGAUGGCUUCCGAGGGAGCGUUCGGGAAGAGAGGUGAGGGUGCCUCAGACGGCCAGACAGGUGGUGGGGAGUCGUCCAGACCAGGAGAUGGCAGUAGCAGCGUCCCAGAAGCAGGACCGGGGGCUGGGGUAGUCCUGUUCCGUGGGGCUGCUAUCACCCACAUCGGCGGCAGCAAUGCAGCGCACUCCGGAACUGUCCCUGUACCUGAGGUCCCUGCACCAGUGCCUAUGUUUGGAUCUGGAGCCCAGUUCCAUCCUCUCUCUCUGGUGUCUGGAGCAGCUGUCCCCAGCAUCACCCUCACCGCGGAGCCCCAGGGUCCAUCUGGAGAGACGGCACAGAAGAGGACGGAGAAAGAAAAGAAGCAGGUGGAGGAGAGGGAGAUGAAGCAAGUGGAGAAGGAGAAACAGGAAGAGAGUGAGAGUUGCCUGCCGCCAUGGAAGCACGGACGUGACGUGACGUCUGUGUCCUCGCAGUUUGGGUCUGGGGGGUCAGAGGUGCCUGCUGUGCACCAGGGGGACAGCCCGAAGAAGUCACCCUUCGGCAGGGACGAACCCCUCUCCGCCCCUCCCGGCUCAACCGCCUGCCUGCCUGCUCUCGCCCCCAAGAAGCCCCGCAUGUUCUCCGACACCUCAUCCGGCUCCAUGGCAUCCCCUCCCAAACUUGAACAGCAGGGGUCUGUGGUGGUGACCACCCCAGGGGAACCCCCCCUCAAACAGGAAGUCCUCGUCUCAGGGGCCCAGCAGUACACAGACAACACCAUAGAGGUCACCUCACCGAACAAGGCGUCCGCGGAAAAGCUUGGAUGGAAAACUGGGGGAGACACUGUAGAGAAGGAGAGUGACAGCCAGGCAGAAAAGGCGACAACGAAAGCCGCCGGCGAGACCAGGAGAAGAGGACCUGAAGAGGCUGUUGAGGUUGAGCCCAUGGGGCCUGUUCUGCCCCCCUCUUACCCAGGUAAGGGAGAAGAAGAGAAGAAGCGGAAGGAAGACGUGAGAAAAAAGGAAGAAGAGCGGUGCAGGCAGAGGAAGAGGGCGAGCGACAGGAGGUCAUCCCCCUCCAGCGGCGGCGACUCUUCAUCCUCCGACUCGGAUUCUGGAUCCUCUUCAUCACAUUCCUCUGGCUCCACCUCCUCCCGGGACAAAAAAAAGAAAUCUGUCCCGGGAAAAGGAAGAGGGGAUGAAAGGAGAAGACUGGGAAAAGGAGGAGAGAAGAAACAACCUUCCAGGGAGAAGAAGCAGUCUUCCCUGUCGGAGCCGUCCGGCCCUGGCCCUAUGGAGGUGGAGAGGCCAGACCCAGAGGGCUCCAGGGCCCCCCAGCCCACCCCCGAAGGGGACCCAGAGAACAGUGAGGGCCGCAUGGAGGAGAGUACCACUCCUAAAGCUUUGGCCACACGCAACAUCUCUUUAACCACAGGCAGUAAGACGUCUCCAGAGGGAGCAGGAGAGGCAGAGUCUGGGACCGCCGCGGGGAGGAAGAGGAGGUGGGGAUCCAGCACGGCCGUCACCACCAAGAAACCUUCCAUCAGCAUCACCACAGACUCUCUGAAGUCUCUGAUCCCAGACAUCAAGCCCAGUCAGGAGGCUGUGAUGGAUCUCCACCCAGACGACAGCCAGCUGUCUGGGGACGAGGACACCUCCACCACCAGGGAGGACCAGGGCCUGGACAAAGACCUUAAGAUCAGACGCACCGUCACACAGGUGGUCCCAGGUGAAAGCCAUGAGAAUGGCCAGGGAGAACGAGAGGAGGAAGAGGAGGAGAAUAAACAGGAGCGUGAGAGGACACACAAAGAGAAGAGAAAGAACAGCUACUCAAAAGAAACCGCGGCGUCUCAGUCCUCCACAACACACGACGCCAACGCCAAGAAAGUCACUCCCAGUGAUACUCUGGUGCGUCGCUCCAUCAGUCAGCAGAAGUCUGGUGUGUCUGUUACCAUCGACGAUCCGGUCCGCACAGACAAACUGCCCUCUCCGCCCAGAGGCAAAGUCUCCAACAUCGUCCACGUCUGUAACCUGGUGCGACCUUUCACCCUGGGCCAGCUGAAGGAGCUGCUGAACAGGACAGGCUCUGUGGUGGAGGAGGGCUUCUGGAUCGACAAGAUCAAAUCUCACUGCUACGUCACUUACUCCAGCACAGAGGAGGCUGUGGCCACACGAGCUGCUCUGCACGGGGUGAAGUGGCCCCAGAGCAACCCUAAGGUCCUCAGUGUGGACUUCUGUGAGCAGAACGAGCUGGACUUCCACAGAGGUCUGCUGACCGUGGACCCCAGAGAGGAGCACCGGCCCCAGCCUGCCGUGGGUCCUGGAGGUCCCAAAGUCCGACCGGGGGGGCUGCCCCCUCUGAUGACUGAACGGGACGGGCGCUCGGACCGCGGGGCUGUCGGAGGGGUGCGGAACCAGUGGGCGGAGAGAGAGAGGGAGAUGGAACGCCGGGAGAGGACCAGGGCGGAACGCGAGUGGGACCGGGACAAGGUGCGAGACUUCGGAGGCAAACCAGGAGAGGAGAGGGAGAGAGGGAGGAGAUCUCGCUCCCUGGAUAGAGAGAGGAGGCGAAAGGAGAGGGAAGGGAAGGAGAAGAAGACCGACAAAAAGGAUGAGCCUCCUGUCAAACUACUAGACGACCUCUUCAAUAAGACCAAAGCAGCUCCCUGUAUAUACUGGCUUCCCCUCACUGAGGAACAGGCAAACCAGAGGGGGAAGGAACGGGAAGAGCGACAGAAAGAACGAGAGAGGAGGCGGAAAGAACAGCAGGAGGAGGAGGACAAGAAGCGAGAGGAGGAGAGGAAGGAGAGAAUGAAAAGUAGAGAGGAGGGAGGCGCUGCGGUCAGCACUGGAGGUGGGAGUGUCCGGGGAUCUGAGGGAGACAGGGACAGAGAGGGUGAGCGAGGGAGGGACAGAGAGGGUGAGCGAGGGAGGGACAGAGAGGGGGAGCGAGGGAGGGACAGAGAGGGGGAGCGAGGGAGGGACAGAGAGGGGGAGCGAGGGAAGGACGGGGACAAGAAGAAGGACAUUGGUGGUUUCAAACCCAAAGGUCCCGAUGCUAAACCCUUGUCGGGGUUCCGACGCUCCCGUAGCCGCAGCAACCUCCGAGACAGACGCCGCUGAGUGGGGUCACAGUGACGGAGAGACACGGAGGCAGGGAGGGAGAAAAAAGGAAGGAUGCAAUCAUGUGACACACAAUUGGAACACCACAGAGAGAGAGCUAGUCCCCUUCCUUUCACCUUAAAACACUUCCAUUAUCUCCAUGGUAAUAGUCUGUUCCUCCUUACUAGUAAACUGUCCUUUAGGCCAGGGAGACUCCAGUUUAGAAAAGCCCACCUCCUCACUCUGUAAUGCUUUGUGUCUCACAUUUACAUGUAUAAACUACCUGGUCACAUGUUGAUUGUUAGUGAAGUAAAAAUGGCUGCCUCCUAAAUGGUACCCUAUUUUCUGUAUGCAGGCCCUCGUUGACAGUGUUGUACUAUAUAGGGAAUGGAUAUGGUGCCAUUUCAGACAUUCUCUCUUCCUCCGUCGUCAGUCUGUCUGCCCACCUAUUGGGUGUAUGUGGGUCUUCCUCAUACGAAGCAGUUGAAGCCUAUGCUAAGCUCUGUAAAUAGUCCUACAUUUUAACCAGAGAUGGAAACAAAGGGUGGAGAUUUGGCUCCCUCUAGCUUAUGUGCGCUGCACUCUUGAGGCUUGGAACGAAGUAAUAAUCCAUUUAAAAAUAGCAGACCAACCUACAAACAAUUUUACUAUUCCAAAAUUCUCUGAAGUCAUUUUUUUCUACUACCCGUACCAAGGCCCUUUGUAGGGUCAUGUGAAGGUUAUAUUUUCUCCUUGUAUGUUUUAUGAUGAAUCUUGUUCAUCUCAGCCUUUGAUGGGUUUUGUGUUCUAGUGUGUGGUGGUCUGAUAUCCCUCUCCACACAAUAAGGUUACAGCUGGUGAUGUCAUUACACUGAAAUCACACUAUGAAACUGUCCGUUUGCCAUGUCAGAUGGGUAGGGACAUUUGUGUGGGGCGGGGGACUGAUUUCAUAGACGCACACUUGGCAUGUAUACUGUUAUGGGUAGUUUGGGUGGGGAGGGGAACCAAAAGCACUGAGAGAAUCCGUGUGGCACUGGAAUGACAUUUAGAACUGUCCCAUUUGUCAUUGGAUGAGAGUAAAACUUAAUUAUCUACUGUUUUAAUAUUCAUUUUAUGAUUUUAGUUUGAGACAUUUAUUUGGCUCAUUUGUUCGUCUCCUGUAAGUGCUGAAUGUACAAAUUAAAAUAUAUGCAAAGUUAA
Molecule: messenger RNA, 5579 nt
Organism: Salvelinus fontinalis (brook trout)
Lineage: Eukaryota; Metazoa; Chordata; Actinopteri; Salmoniformes; Salmonidae
Gene: acin1b
Product: apoptotic chromatin condensation inducer 1b
Exons: 16
Coding region: 42-4421 (1459 amino acids)
Molecular function (GO): nucleic acid binding
Source: RefSeq, a predicted model, not a curated record